Molecule: messenger RNA, 969 nt
Organism: Letharia columbiana
Lineage: Eukaryota; Fungi; Ascomycota; Lecanoromycetes; Lecanorales; Parmeliaceae
Exons: 5
Coding region: 1-969 (322 amino acids)
Biological process (GO): regulation of DNA-templated transcription
Cellular component (GO): nucleus; CCAAT-binding factor complex
Molecular function (GO): DNA-binding transcription activator activity, RNA polymerase II-specific; DNA binding; protein heterodimerization activity
Source: RefSeq, a predicted model, not a curated record
AUGGAUCAGAACCCACCGGGCUCCGGGCAGCAACAGCAGCACCAGCCACCACUUCCACGGUAUGAUCCCGCCAAUGGGGGACAUUACGGCGCGAGUGCUUCGGUGGCAGCGCAAACAGGCUUCACAUCCCCAGAAUUCUAUACGGGGACGUGGGCGAAUGUCAGCCAAGGCCUCAGUGGCAACUACCGCGAUAUUUUGACAACCUACUGGCAGCAAACCAUCAACAGCCUCGAGAAUGAGAGCCAUGACUACAAGCUCCAUCAGCUUCCAUUAGCCAGAAUCAAGAAGGUCAUGAAGGCUGAUCCGGACGUAAAAAUGAUUUCAGCUGAAGCGCCGAUAUUGUUCGCUAAAGGAUGCGACAUCUUCAUUACCGAGCUCACGAUGCGCGCAUGGAUUCACGCUGAAGAAAACAAGCGUAGAACGCUGCAGCGUUCAGAUAUUGCUUCAGCACUGGCAAAAUCCGACAUGUUUGACUUUCUUAUCGAUAUCGUUCCCCGAGAAGAAGCCGCAAGUCACGCCAAAAGAUCUGGAGGUCAGGGAGGCGCAGGGGGAAGCGCGGCCUCUGCUGCAGCGCAAGCCUCUUCAGGCGGCCAAAUCAUUCCCCCCCCGAACAACGUUCAACAGCAACCUCCACCCGGCCACCCUCAGCAAGCGUCACAGCAAAUGGGCCAUGCGGACUAUUCUUCGCUAGGGAACGCCCAGAUGGCACAGGAGCAGGAGUAUAGGCCACAGCCCGGAAUAUACGCUCCUCAAGUACCACCUGAUCCUACCAACGCUUAUGGCCACCCACCACAACAGAUGUUCGAGGGUUUGUACAGUUACUCUCUUCCUACACAGCCAAUGUAUCCAGUUAAUCAGAGGGGCCAGGACCCUUCAGGUGGACAGAAUACGAGCCAUCAAUAUCAAAGACACGAGGGAGGCGAAGGGGAUGCAGAUGCAGAAGGUGAACGAGAUUACGAAGUCGGUUAA